This is a messenger RNA of Poecile atricapillus (Black-capped chickadee), 1647 nucleotides long. It is a transcript of the gene RERGL, whose product is annotated as RERG like. The record is from RefSeq and is a predicted model, not a curated record. The coding region runs from base 61 to 741 and encodes 226 amino acids. The transcript is spliced from 5 exons. Lineage: Eukaryota; Metazoa; Chordata; Aves; Passeriformes; Paridae. Gene Ontology annotation, molecular function: GTPase activity; GTP binding.
CGGGAUGAAGGAUGAAGGAUGAGGGAUGAGGGAUGAAGGAUGAAGGAUGAGGGAUGAGGGAUGAGGGGCGGUGUCGCCCGAGGCGCUUUAAAGGCUGGCGGGCGGCGGGGCCGGCGUGGCGGAGGAAUGGCCGAGGUGAAGGUGGCCGUGCUGGGCGGCAGCGGAGCCGGCAAGUCGGCGCUCGCAGUGAGGUUCCUGACCCGCCGAUUCAUCGGAGAGUACGCGUCCAGCGCCGAAUGCAUCUACAUGAAGCACUUGUGCCUGGAUGGGAGGCAGAUCCACCUGGAAAUUUAUGACCCUUGUUCACAGCCACAGCAGGGGAAGCUUUCCCUCACAGAUGAGCUCCACUGGGCUGAUGGAUUUAUCAUUGUUUACGACAUCAGCAACAGAGCAUCAUUUGCGUUUGCAAAAGCCCUGCUGUACAGGAUCCGAGAGUCUCACAUAGGAGUUUGUAAAAAAAUGCUUGAGUCAUCAAUAUUUUUGGUGGGCAAUAAACAGGAUUUAUGCCACAUGAGGGAAGUUGGCUGGGAUGAAGGACAGAAGCUGGCAAUAGAUAACAAGUGCCAAUUCUGUGAACUGUCUGCAGCAGAGAAUUAUCAGGAAGUUGUGGCAAUGUUCACCAAAGUCCUGAGGAAUAUCACUUCCAAUUUCAAAGUCAAAGAAAAGAGAAGACCAAGUGGUUCCAAGUCGAUGGCCAAAUUAAUCAACAAUGUGUUUGGAAAGAGAAGGAAAUCUGUGUAACAGAUUGUUAGUCUUGAAGUUGGAACAAGCUGAAAUAAUGGAGCAGAGGCAGCUCUUGGGAUUCACUGAAUUUCCUCCAAAGGUCAAUAUCUGGAGGAGUAAGACAGCAGAAACCAAAGGUGGGAGAUAGUAUGGUCUAGACCUAGAAGACCUGACCUUCUGUUUCAAGCUCUGCUACAGAUUUGCUGUUUAGGGCUGUGCCACUUACUCUGUAAGCUGCUCCAGAGGAGAGGUUUAGUCUGUAUUUAUUCAACACCAACAUGGUCUUGGAUAGAGCUUCUAGGUGCAACUGAAGUAUAAACAGUUAUUUCACAGGUUCACUUAUGUUGGAAAAGACCUUUAAUAUCAUCAAAUCUAGCCAUUAACCAAACACUACCAAAUAUGCCACUAAACCAUGUCCCUAAGUGCCACAUAAUAUCCAGUAAACUCAGCCUUGCUGAUCAAAAUCUUACUUCAGAAUUCUGAGUUUUGUGGUUUGUUUUUUUUUUUUGUGCAAGAGCAUUUGCACUAAAGGAAAGCAAAAUACUGUAGCUUCAUGUGGUAAUGUAUUUGCAUUUAACUCAGGUCCUUGUGUGCCUUACACUUGCUGAAAUUCAUAUGAAUUAAAUUAUUUUUCGACACCAAAUCUACAAAAGGUAAAUACCUGCGAAGCUGCCUUGCAUUGGCACCAGAAGGAGGGAAGCAGAUAUAUAAAGCAGUAUUGUCUUCUGUUCAGUAUCUUUUUUUUCUCUGUUCCAUGAGUGAUGAAAGAAAGUAGAGAGGGUUGAGGAGUGUGGGAACUGAAAUGUUAGUGAAAUGUUUGUCAGUGACUCUGGACUCUUUUGGCAAGGUUGUUGUUGGGUGAAAUAAUUUCACAGCAUAAGGCCCGGGUUGGUCCCUUUCACAGAACAGUUUUUGUGAGCUGUA